CACUUCCGGUAACGAAGGUAAAAAAAUUAUCAUUUUACAAAAGCAGAGCUGAAUGAAGUUUUUGAGGGGACAGAAGUAUGGCUUAAUCUGGCAACUCUCGGAAAACACCUGACAGUGAGAUGGCUGUGUGUUUAGAGAGUAGUUCAAAUUACAAGAUCGUCUCCAAGAAUGGUCAAAAUCCGAACAAAUCGCUGUUUCUAGUCAAGCUUACUGACUCGUGCCUAAAAACACUCGAGCAACUUCAAAAUCCCACGGCCAAAUCUAAGGUUCGUAUCGUCUAUCUAUGUCCCAAGAUCUCGAUAGAUUCUUGUUCAUAGUAUGUAGUUUACUUCGAGGUUGUUUCACUGCUAAACUAUGUAGUUUUCUUUGAUUUUAGCUGUCGAAAGGCGGCACAACAAGAAAGCCUUCGAUUCAAUUCAAGAACCAUGGAAAAGCAGGGGUAUUAUAUUUUGUUUAUUGUUUUACUUCUUUUGUUCUUACCAGCUUGUUAACAAACAAGUAACUAACAAAGUCUGUAUUAACAAAAUCUAAUCAAGUUUAAAGCAAAAUUUGAAGUGUUCCUAGCCCUUAUGAAAUAUACGAACGUGCGACGUUUUAAUAAAGCACAUUUGAUAUAAAGCGAUAAGGCAAACAAAAGUUUAUAUUUACAUCGUUUCAUUUUAUUCUAUUUUUGGGCCAUCAACUUUGUCCAUCUGGCUUUAGCCCAGGAUUAAUAGAUAUAUUGCGAGCUUUUAUAUAACAUCCGUUGAAGAAUUUCACUAAUACAUCUGGUUCAUUUUCUGUAUUGGGCACAUACUGCAGACUAUCUCAAAAUCAAAUCACUCAACAUAAAUUUAUUGUUGUAUUUUGGCUAGUAAAGCCGAGCUUAUUUAAAGCAUUCCACAGCAAAUCAAUAGAUAAAUUGUAAUGAAUAGAGUUUAGAAUUAAUUAUCUUAAUCUGGGAAUUUUGUGUGAUUCGCUCAAGUAAAAAAUCACAUAAUAAAUUGUAAUUCUGUGAUGCCUUUUGAGUUACAAAAACAAGGAUUUCAAUGUCUAAACUGUCGUAUUUUAGGGGAUAAAUCACUGAACUUUGCUUAAAAUGAUUUGUCUAUAGGUAAAUAAAUAUGUAUAUUACCCACCUAUGGUGUAACAUUCAAGAGUUAUGCAGUGACUUUGUCUGAUAUGUUGUAAAUAGCAUAUUUGGUGCAUAGAUAACACCACACCAGCCAUUUCUCAUUUAACUUAUCAGACAUUGUCUCAUUAUGUUCAGCUGAUGUUAGUUUUAUUUUGGUGUUAAAUUACAUUAGUUUAUCUGUGUUUUGUUGGGGCGGUUUAUUUCAGGGAAUAUAAUGGGCCAUCAAUAUGCAUGCAAAUUAUCGUUUUGAUUGGCAGUUACGAGCCCACCACAAAUAUUAUGAUGUAUUUGAGAAAGAACAAUGAUGUCUGUGCUGAGGGAAGAAAAUACAACAUGACCUAGCGCAUGUUUCAACCCUCCUGAUUUUUACAGGAGUUUCUUGGUUUGAUCAGGACUCAGGAGUUUCUCAAUUUCCAAAUGUUACUCCUGAUCUCCCAAUUUAUUAGCCUGAACCGUUUGAUUUUUCAGAAAAAUCUACUCAUCGUUAUGGAAAUCAAUUUAAACUCAAAACUUUCUCGUAAAAAUGACGUAUGUUGCCUUUGAGCAUUGUCAUUGAGCAAAUAAAUUGCCUCAACUUUUUAACAGGAAUUAAACAAAACUAUUAAAGUAGGUAACAAAAUUUCAGCAACAUUUAAAGUCAAGUCUUUUUGCCAAAUACAUUCCAGAGGCAAAAGACAAAGGCUUGAAAAAUGAACUGUGAAAUUGCCAUGAUCCCCUUUAUUCUGGUUGGAACAUUUGACAUAGAACCUGACAUUUUCAAGAUAUUGUCAAUGGCCACAUACACCGAAAGUGAAGUUGGAGUGAAAUUAUUCUCUCUAGCUGUUAUUUUCAUGAGAUAUGGUUGAAUAUUUGCUCAUACUGGUCUGACAUUAUCCACUAUAAUUUGUAAGACAGUCCCUCUUGGCAAGUUUAAAAGUUUUCAGACAGAAUAUAAUAACAAAAUAGGGUGCAUUGGGCUACAAUGUGGUUUAGUAAUAAAAGUCAAUGUUGACAGAUAGUUCUAUAUUUAAUUAACCCAUUAAAUGUGUAUGAUUCUCGUCUUGAUAGAUAAAAUAGUCUGGCAUGGGACAAAUUGCAGCCUAAUGGGUUAGCUGUGAGAACCUAAGAAUGCCCUAAGAAGCCCUGUCAUAAUCAACCAAUUGACUUUUAUUUGUAGACACUGUUUAUUCCUUCAAAGAAUGGUGUGGAUAACAAUGGCACAAAAUUUAACUUUACCUGUGCAAAUUUGUUCAUGGUGAACAGCACAACUGGACUUGACUGUCUGCAGCAGAAUAAGGGAGAUGUUAAUUUAACGUUGCUUGGAAAUAUAACAGAAAAAAUAACUGUUAGUGCAAACAAUGAUAGUUACGCAGCUACAAAGACCAGAAUGGCUGAAGCUGAGAAGGAACGUCAGGGGAAUAGGUUAGAAUGCUGAACUAAACUUACUUUGGUUAUUUAAUUGGGAUACCUUUAUGUCUUUAUCAUGAUUUUAAACUGUUCUCCCUAGAGGUCCAGGAAAGACCAUAAUCCUUAUCCUGUAAGCAUGUUCUUAUGCUUGUGUUGUUCUCACUGUGUCCUUCACUACAAUGCAAUAACAUUCAAGCAUAAGGGAAAGAACGCAACGUUUUGAUAUUCUUGUGUUGCGUUGUAGUGAGGACAGUACGUAAGAAAUCAGUCCUACUUGUACUUGCUUUGUAGUGAGGAGCACAAAGACCACCACUGUUUCUGAAAGCAUUAGCACACUUCUCACAUACUACUGAGGUGAAAUUAUAAUUAGACAAAUGCGUAUUCAUUUGCAGAAAUCACCCCUUGGUCGUACUUGACGUGAAAUGCACAUGCUGCAUUAUAUAUAACUGUAAUGCCAACAACAGCCAAGUUAACAAAAUUUACAUUUGGCAUGAACUUUAUUAAUUUUGUGUAAUAAAAUGGGUUUUUUUAGGGCGAAGGUCAUAGAGCUAGGAUCAAAGAAUGGUGGUAAGACUUGGAAUAAAUAUUUCUGACAAACACUUAAUUUCACAUGUUUUUAUUAUUCUGGUCUAAAAACAUCAUAUGUUGUUUUAGCCAUCAAGAAGAAGCGAAUGAUGCCAAAUGCACGGCAAAAAUUCAACUUCCGCAAAGUUAACAACAAGAUUAAUCAGAGUUCAAGCAGUACAAUAAAAGGAUUAAGGUUUGUCAAGGUGUUUCACAAAAAAAAAACAGGAAAGCUCUGUCAAUGUUAAAUUAUUCCUCCUAAGAUAUCCAAUAAGAGUCCUUCCUUGUUGAUUCAGUGUUACUGCAGGAGGAAAUCUAAACUAACUUUAUUUAUACUGGAUAGCUCUAUCAGUUCUAAACUGUUCUUCAGUAUAUUAGAGUCAUCUCUUAUUGACCCAGUGUUACUACAGGAGGAAACCUAGGCUAAACUAACUUUAUUUAUACUGGAUAGUUCUAUCGGUUUAAACUGUUCUUCCUAUAGAGGUCCAGUAAGGAUCAUCUCUUAUUGAUCCAGCAUUAGGAGGAAACCUAAACUAAACUAACUUUAUUGUGUUUUUAGGGAAAAGGUUAUUCAUUUGUUGGCAUUAAGGCCAUGUAAUAAACUUGAACUAAGAAUGAAACUAGAGAGAGGUAGGUACAACAACUUGAAUAUGAUUUACCACCAACAACUCUGUAGCUAGCACAGUAAAUCAGUUAGCCUGCAAACAGGCUGUCAAGGUGAAAUGAGAGCCUGCAUCGAUGACUAAUGAAUUUAAAUAUCUGCCCCGUAACUUUCGUUUUUCCAAAUAUGGAAUGUCUAUCCUUAUAUGGUGUUGUUUACAACUUUCGUGCAAACUAAAUUUAGACCGUGCCAACUAAAUUUCUCCCGUACAGUUUAUCCUGUUUUUCGGAAAAUAUAGGAUAUUCAAGCAAAAGUUUAAAUGUUUUUUAAAACAUUAAAUCAGUUAAUUAGUUAAUUAAAUCAUUAAGUCAGUUAUUUAAAAAUACUGUUUUCUCAAAACAGAAAAUUUCAUGCUUUGAGAUAAGAUCUGGCCAAGACCAAUUUGAUCAGUUAAUGUGUUUUUUAUGCACAGUGCUUCAGCAGUUGACAUAUAUAGAGCUCAGCGGAAACAUAUAUAAAUUAUAGCAUCUGACCAAUGAGAAUUUCGUGUUACGAUUUGAGACGCAGAUAUUCAAAUUCAUUAGUCAUCGAUGCAGGCUCUAAUUCACCUUGAGAGCCUGUUUGCAGGCUAUAAAUCAGUUGACCACUCAAUGACCAGUCAGUCAGUGUAUUGGUCAAUUGGUCCAUCUGUCACUUGCCUGGUUAGUUGGUCUGUUAAUCUGGGAACCAGCCAGUCAAGGUGGUCUGUGGGAUGCUUGAUUGUGUGGUCUUUCCAUCAUUCAGUCUGUCAGCUGGUCAGUAAGUUGAUGGGUUGGUGAAUCACUCGACAGAUUAGUUGGUGAAGUCAGAUAGCCCGGGUGAAAUCGGUCACUGAAGCUUUAAAACUACCCAUUGCGCACCAGCACUCUCCCCUUGACAAGUAAAACCGUCUGGCAUUAGAGUAAUGUAAGGCACAAUGCCACUUAAUGGGUUAAACAGUCCAUCCUUAUGACAUUCCUUGUAGAUGGUGUAAAAUUAAAAGAUGCUAUUGUUUUAACAAACGUACUUCAACAGGUAAACACAACAGUAUGAACACUAAUUUAUACUUUCCAUGAAGAUCAGUUUUCUUGCUUAGAACAUGCUUACAGUAAUAGGUCAUUUUUUCCCAAAGGUUUCUGCGAUGCAAGACAAUGUUUAUGUUUUAAAUCGUCAUUUUUAUACAGAAGUUCAGGUUGGUUGUGAUUUGCAAUCUUGUGGAAAUGAUACUGUUUCCUGUAACAGAAAAUAUUUGUGAUUAAAGGCAGAUUUAUUGAUCUUUGUAUUUCUUAUACUUUGCUUUUAAUUUUGUAUUGAAGAUGGACGUGGACACUUGGCCGGGCUACACGGAUGAAGAUCGAGAAACGGUCAAAAAGUAAUAAAUGUUUUGUAUAAUAUAUUUAGUACAGUUUGCAAGAACAACUAAAGAUUUAGUGGAUGCUUGAAACUGUGGUUUAGGAUUUUCUGUAAUUCACUGAAUAAUGAAUUAAUAUUUUAUUUCGUAGUAAAAUCGUCUCAGAGAUGGGCUCAAGCGUUGAUAGACUUUCACCUGGACCAUUAAUAGCUCCGUCUUUGUUGGGCAUUGUGAGUUGCAAUUGUGCAUAUCGACUUCUUGAGUGAUCGUUAACUACGCACGUAAAAACGCACAAGUUGUUACAAGUCUGCAAACAAGUUGUUACAAAUCUGUUCACAAGCUGUCAACAAGUUGUGUUCGCAUUGGUUGUUCCCAGUUUUUGUAACAAGUUUGGACCAAGCUGUUAACAACUUGUAACAAGCUUGAUGGCAUUAUCAGACUUGGUACGAGGUUGUUCUAACGAGUCUGAUACAGUCAUGAUACAACAAGAAUGUUACAAGGUUGACUACACAAGGUUGUAACAAUAGUGUUAUAUCAUGACUGUAUCAGACUUGUUGGAACAACCUUGCAACAAGUCUGAUAAUAUCAACAAGGUUGUUACAAAUUGUUAACAGUUUGUUCCAAACUUGUUGACAACUUGGGACAAGCAGUGCGAACACAACUUGUUGAUGGCUUGUUGGCAGACUUGCUACAAGAUGCGAGACUUUUGCGUGUGUACAGUGGUGAAGCUAGUCAUAGCAACAGGUCAACAUGCGAUGCAAAUUUUUAAUGAUUUGCAUUAUUAUGACCAGUUGCCAUGGCUAGUUUCACCGCUGGUUCACCAUGACACUCUUUGUUUAACAUUUCCAUUCCUUUCCUUUCCUAGAACUCGACCAAAAGACCUCUCUCCGGAGGAAACAAGCCAGGCAAGAACCCAGCUGGUAAAAAACCUCGUAUUGCACACAGUAACCUGAACACACCCGCAAAGAACGAGGGAAAACGAGCAGAAACGUCUCCACCUAAACUUACCUCGCAAUCUCCAAGAAUUGUUCCUCCCAGGAGGGCGAGUAGAGAGAAGCAUAAAACGAAUCAUGAAAUGAACAAAAAGACGCCAAGUGAGUCGUUUUAACAAUCGAAUAAAUACACAGUAAAAGCGUUACAGCACAGCAGCAUUUUGACACUUUUAUAAGAGCAAAAAAUUUAAACUAUAAUUCUCCAAGUUUGCCUCCAAAUCAGAGCUUGAAUUUUAUCGCGGCAAUUGCCGUAGAGGGAGAACAAAAUGCCGUGGAUCAUUGCGUCAACGACUGCAAUUUUUGGCGUAUAUUAUAAUUUUUAUACUAUUCACUGUGUAUUACUAUUUUGAUACUUGAAUUCAGAUGUUGAUCAAAUCAUGCGUUAACUACUAUUUUAGUCUGAGUUUUCUUCGAAAAAAAAACACUAAAGAAAUACGUAAACAUGUUUCUAGCUUGUCAGCAAUCCAAAUAACAAUAAAAUUAGAUUUUUAUUACAGUAAUUUGAAAAAAUGCCGUGGAAAUUUGCCAAAAUUGCCGUAGACAGCUGUUAUGCUCUACGGUAAUUUUUAACGUCAUUGCCGUCGAUUGAUUUCAGGGAAAUUCGAAGCCUGCUCCAAAUAUAAUACUACUAUACAUGACAACUACAAAUUCAUAAUAUUUUCGACAAACUGUUUGAAUUUCUCGGUAGAAUGUCCGUUUAUAGAGAUGAAAUAUGGCAUUGUUCUCUCUCGUUUUCAGACAAAGACUCGACGAAAACAACAAAAGCAACAAAUGGUUCAGAGAACAAUGGCAACGAUAGCAACAACAACAACUGUUCCUUUUCAAAAACAGAUUCACCCUUAAACGAAGAUUAUCUUUU
Paramuricea clavata is the source of this 6885-nucleotide messenger RNA. The record is from the annotation of a GenBank genome assembly. Lineage: Eukaryota; Metazoa; Cnidaria; Anthozoa; Malacalcyonacea; Plexauridae.